AUAAUAGAAUAAUGAUUAGUGUAGCAUGUUUUGAACGGAGUUAGUGACGUUUUUUGUACAAAAACAAACAAGUGAAAUGCCGACUAAUAUUAUGUUUACUUAUAUGAGUGAGAGUGAGCAAAGAGGAUAUUUUUGAAUGGAGAAUGCACAAUAUUAUAUUAUAACCUCCAAAAAGCGUAUUAGCAGCAGAACAGAAGUUGAAAGCGAUUAUUACCAUUUUUGUAAACAAUUGCAAAUAAUUUAUUGCGAUGACAAAUUGCAACAAGCAAGUGGUGAUUAUUGAGCAAGAACAGCUGUGCGCUUAAAGCAAAAUUGAAUUUUUAGUUUGGGCGGACAAUCAUCAUCAAUCGCCUUGACAACAACAGCUACCACAAUUAUUACGGCGUGUCUGGGGCCAUACACGCUAGUUUAUUGAAAUGUAUUAGGGGAGGAGAACCGAGAGAGCGAUUGUUUGUAAACAAAGGAUGGUAUGAUGAAAAUAAGGAGUCGUUACAAUUGAAAAAACCGAAGAAAUUGUAAAGACGUAAAUAAUUGACUACUUAAAUGGCCGAGAAAUCUUAUUGUGUGCGAAUUAUUUUUGUAUAAAAGAUUUAUUAAAAAAACAAAAGAAAACCACAAUCAACCAAUCACACAACCGUACAAUUAUGACCGAUGAAUGUAUAACAAUAGAGCACAUUACAAGUGCUACGCUAAAAAUGAGUGCUAUUGAUAAGCAUGACGCUUUAGGUAUCGGCUGUGGCGAAGAAUCUGCUUCAUCGCCUAGUAAUGGUUUCACUUUGAACGCAAAUACUAUAAACAUCCAUAAGCAUGUGGCUCACGUCGCUUGCAUGCCCACCGAACGUAAUGCAAUGGAGUAUAAUAUGAACCAUAAAAGACGUGGCUUAGCCCUAAUAUUCAACCAUGAAUAUUUCGACAUACCAUCGCUGGAGAGUCGCAAGGGUACUAAUGCGGAUUGUGAGAAGCUGAAGAAAGCUUUUAAAAAAUUAGACUUCGAAGUAACUGAUCAUAAAGAUUGCAAAUUAAGGGAGCUUCUAGAGUGGAUUGAGAAAGCCGCUACUCAAGAUCAUAGUGAUAAUGAUUGCAUAGCCAUAGCAAUAUUAUCGCAUGGUGAACAAGGUUACUUAUAUGCCAAAGAUGUCAUGUACAAAAUUGAUACUAUUUGGCAUUAUUUCACUGCCGUCUCUUGUCCUACGUUAGCUGGUAAACCAAAAUUAUUUUUUAUACAAGCAUGUCGUGGCGAUCGUUUAGAUCCGGGCAUUAAACUACAAAAGACUGAAACGGAUGGCGAUGGCUUAUCAAUAUCCUCUAUGAGUUAUAAAAUACCCAUACAUGCUGAUUUUCUUAUAUCCUAUUCCACAAUACCGGGUUUCUAUUCUUGGCGCAACACCUCCAAUGGUUCAUGGUUUAUACAAUCUUUGGUAGAAGAGUUGAAUACACAUGGCAAGGAAUAUGAUAUCUUAACUUUGCUGACAUUUGUCAAUCAACGCGUUGCCAUGGAUUAUGAAUCCUGUGUUCCCACUCGCCCAAUAAUGGAUCAACAAAAACAAAUACCGUGCAUUACAUCGAUGCUGACGCGUAUAUUACGUUUUAGCGAUAAAAGUAAAAAUUGUAACCGUUAAGAGAGAGAUAAGCGGCAGAAAUUUUUUAGAAUUUAUCAUUCUUUAUAAAAAUUGCAUAAGUUUCGACUCCUUAGCCAGUUUUAAAAAAAUAAGUUUGUAACCCUCUGCCACCUUUGCCUAAAUUUAGUUAACCAUUUUUUUUUUUUUUUUUUUGCUAAUAAAAUUAAUUAGAACAAAAAGAAAAAAGAAACGAUAAACAAAAUUGGAAAAGGCAAUCCCAAUAUAAAUAUGAAAAUUUCAAAGCAUUGCUGGCUUAUUCACUAACCAUUGAGUUUAUAAGUAAAAAAUGGUAAAAGGCAUUUUUUUUUUUUUUUUAUAGCAACAAACAAUCGUACAAAUUUACAUCAAUAAAAUGUAUGGAACGAAAUUUCAGAAAAAAAAGUAAAAAAAAAAAAAAGAAAAAAAUCA
Glossina fuscipes is the source of this 2027-nucleotide messenger RNA. RefSeq names its product caspase-1. The transcript has 4 exons. Gene Ontology annotation, biological process: proteolysis; apoptotic process. Lineage: Eukaryota; Metazoa; Arthropoda; Insecta; Diptera; Glossinidae. The coding region runs from base 645 to 1619 and encodes 324 amino acids. The record is from RefSeq and is a predicted model, not a curated record. Gene Ontology annotation, cellular component: cytoplasm.